GCAAAUGCAUCCGCAGCAGAUGCAUCAACAGCAGAUGCAGGUGCCAGGCUACGAGCAGCCGGUUGAGAUCCACCAAUUCAUGGCGGGCCACCCGGAGACUGAGAUCGACGCGCCGGACGAUGCCAGACCGCGCGUCCAGGAGCCCGCGAAGUUUCUCGCUCCCGACACCACGCUGAACGUCAUGCCCUCCAUGGCCGGAGAUCUGCUUAUGGCGCUCAGCGAGGGUGGCUUGCAAUAUCUGCUGGCCGGCGCCAGAGCAAGCAUGGGUAUCCGAAGCGGUCGCUAUAUGUAUGAGGUUCGCGUUUGCGAGUGCCCACGUCAGGAGGACUGCGUUCAACAAGGAGUCAAGCCACCUUUGCCUCGAAAUUUGCUGCGGAUUGGUUUUGGCACGAGAGAUGCGGCUUUGCUCUUAGGUGAUGCUGAGGACAGCAUCUCCUUCGAUUCUGAGGGCAACUUCAUCUUCAAUCGGAGGCGCACACAGGUCACGCAGCGGAUGACGAGUGGCUCAGCGCUGGCCGUUAUGCUUAAUUUGACGGAGGAAGGCCCCGACGCAUUCACGAUGUCGCUCUUCCGGGACGGCGAGCGGAUUACCAGGCCUCAGCCGAUCCCUGACGUGUUGAAGGGCAAGCCGCUGUUCCCUAUGAUUACCUUCAAGAACUUGACGGUGCAUGUGAACUUCGGCCCCGAGCCCUUGGCAGACAUGCCAUUCAAGUGCCGCAUGAUGAACGACGCGGCAGAGGCGGAUGUGGCCCACAUCAAGUACCCACCGCAGAAGGACGGACGCCCGGAGGUGCUCUUCCCGGUGUUCUUGCCCGGAGAGGGCACUUUCCACUGGAUCGAUUGGUUUCUCACCGAGCAUCCCGAGUUCACGGAGAUCAGUGAUCGGAAGAUGGUGGAUUGGUGCCUGAAGAGUGGCAUCAAGCGCCACUGGCGGGAGGCGACGAGGGCUUCGAACGACAAGCCGGAGACCAACUUUGGUAUCUAUGCCUUGGAUGAUGGCACUGUGAAGAAGUCGCUGCUGUCUGCUGCUGGCAUUCAGGGCCGCAACGUCGUGGUCGUGGAGAUCCAAUCCAACCUCGCAAAGCAGGAUCGUGCCACGCUCCUUCAGCUCUUCUCCACUCCCGGGCUGCGGCACACGGCCAAGGUGCUGAUUGGAGAGCCCACGCCCGACUACCGAAAACACGUGUGUGAGAUCCUCCUGAAAGAGAAGCAGAUUCGCCUGGACAAGGCGUUCUUUGGAAGGAACUACGACCCUGCUUACGUGGCGCAGCGCCAGGCAGAGGCCAAAAGAAGAAAGCUGCUGGCCGAGGCAGAAGCCAAGGAGGCCAAGGCUCGGGCAGAGGCCGAAGCCAAGGACCGUGCCGACGCGGAGGCAGACGUGAAGGCCAAGGACGGUGUUGCUGCUACGGACGGCAAGGAGGCCGCAGGGAAAGAGAAC
Symbiodinium sp. CCMP2456 is the source of this 1438-nucleotide messenger RNA. NCBI's taxonomy places the organism in Eukaryota, Dinophyceae, Suessiales, Symbiodiniaceae. The record is from the annotation of a GenBank genome assembly.